Cloeon dipterum is the source of this 3282-nucleotide messenger RNA. RefSeq lists its product as uncharacterized. The record is from RefSeq and is a predicted model, not a curated record. The coding region runs from base 527 to 2896 and encodes 789 amino acids. Lineage: Eukaryota; Metazoa; Arthropoda; Insecta; Ephemeroptera; Baetidae. The transcript has 6 exons.
GCUUGUCACUGUGUGCGGCUCGCUCGAGGAUAGAGGACCGUUCGAAGGCGCUCUGCCGCUGCAAACAACGCAAGCAAGCCCGCCGACACGCCGACAGUGCUUUCCGCGCGACCCACCCGGGAAAUCAGUGUUGAAUUUAAGUGACUUUACUUGGAGUAGUGCAUCUUUUUUCUCCGUCCGCCAGGAGUCCAGUUUGAGCCAAAGGAAAAGGUGAGCCACGAAUUCGUGUGUUUGUAACCCACAAAUGCCGCAUCAUCUCUUUCCUGUUCUAUUCCUCGCGGACUCUGCUUGGCUCGGGUGCAGGAGGAAAUUCGUCCAUUCGUCAGAUUCUGAAUGAUGGACGACCAGCAGUUCUAGCUGUAACUCGAAACAAAGGAGUGGAAACAAGAGACUUUUGAUUAUCAUCCGCCGCGCCAAGUGGACAAUAAUUGUUUGUAAUGACGUCAUCGUAACGAGCUGCAAUCGAAAAUUGAAAGAGCGGCCCGACUCGUCAAUUCAGCAGGUUGCCUGGAAUGAGGUGAUCAGCAUGAUGAUCCGCGUGACGCUGUUGCUGGGCGCGUGGGCGUGCGCCGCCUCCGCCGUCGAGCCGAGCACCAGCCCCAACUCGGCGGUGAUGCCGAGCGUGUCGUACCUCGAACUUACAGGCUCGACAUACAGUUCCCAAGAGAUGGACAUCGCCGCCGUGUUCAACAAGGUGGCGCACGGCGAUCUAACCCCCGCUCCGCCCGCCCACACGACGGCUGCCACCACCACCGCGACGCGUCCGACGCCGCCGCCGCCGCAGGUUCCCUUCACGCCGCCUGCCAGGAAGUGGCACUCGACGCCAGCCCCCGAGGCCCCAGUCACGCGCGCCCGGCUGAAGACCCCGGCGCGCCCGGAAUUUGCCAAUGUGUUCGCCAGCAAGGACAUUUUGCGAGGCUCAAUAAACGAUGGCUCGCACAGCUCGCACAAACGGCUGCCACCGCCGGUGCUGUCCAAGGUGCCGCCAGAGGAGCGAAUCCCGUACCGACCGCCGGACCUGCCCGUCAAGCACCAGCCCCUGAACACCCCGGCCAGGGGCGGAGAGGGCAAGGACGCGGCCCCUGCCGGCGGCCAGAGGCACAACGACCCACACAACGAAACCGAGGUCAACUUUGUGCCCAUCCUUAAGGACCCGGCCGUGACCCGCAUCCUGUCUGGCAGCAGCGGCCGCAAGGAGCCUGAAUUGUUCCCCUACGAUCUGACUAAGCUAUUCCCCACAACUCGUCCAACGACCACGACCACUACCACGACAACCACCACUACAACCACCACCGCGACGCCACAAACCGAGGAGGAUAUCGAUGAGAUGUUUGAUGUGCGGAUGGUGACCCAUAUUGAAAACGAGCUGCUCCCCGAGCAGGUGCCCGAAGAUGAACGGCUCAUCCAGGGGGAAGACUACGACCUCAAGGUGUGGCGGGUGGCAUGGGACGUGCACGUCUACCUGAUGGGUGGCCUCUUCCUGCUGCUGGUGCUGCUGUGCGUCUCGACCUGGCUGCGCAGGGGAGGCGGACGGGUGCUCUCGCCGAUCUACCUCCACCUGAGCAACGGACUGCUGCUGACGAUCGGCGUGCUGCGCGCCACCUUCCUCCUGCACGACGCCUACAACCGCCAAAGGUCGUACCCUGAGGCGCUGGCCCCCGUGCUGCUGCACUUUGCCCUUCCCCUCUUGUGCCUGUGCUUCGCCCUGCUCUUCCUGUUUGUGGCAAAGUUCACGAGGACUCAGCUGCUGUCGUUCGGCCGGCCAGCACUGGUGGCCGCGGCCACCGCGGCCGUCAUGCUGGUGGUCUUGUGUCUCGGCCUACAACUGGCCGCCGGGCUGGUCGCUCAGCCGGUGGCCAAACGCCUGUUGCUGAUAAACGAGUGGCUGCUGCUAGUGUGCGCCGUCUCCCUGUCGCUGGCCUAUCUGGCCGCCUUCCCCCUCCUCUCCCGCUCGCUGAGCACCCUCAACCCCAUGUUCUCGACGACGCAGCAUGUUCCGCCAGCGUCAUUGGGCCUAGUGCUGCGCUCCCUGCUGGCCGUGGCCAUGUUGCUGCUGCUGCUCGUCUGCGUUCACCUGUACGGCGUCUUCGGCGUCACCGGUCUCUUCGGCGACCAGCCGCCUAGACUAUGGCCCUGGUGGGGUUUCCACUUCUCCGUAAGGGUGAUCGAGGUGUCCAUCAGCCUGCUGAUGGCGUUCGUCGCCGCCCUCAAGGUGCCGUCGCCCUCGAAGAAGGCAUUCAAGGACCCGGUCAGAGUGUCUCAGGACCUUUACCCUGCCGUGUGCGGCGCCAAUUACGCCGUGCAGAAGAAAUUGUACGAGGACCCCUACCAGCUGCGCACCUUGGUCGCCCCACCGACGCCGAUGCUGCAGGCCUUACCCGUGGCCCUUCCCGUCGAGCCGCCGCCGCUGCCAUCGGAGCGGCCCAGCUCGAUGCUGUUCGCCGAGGACGGCAUCGUGCGCUUCCGCACCUCCGCCGACCCCGAGCAGCCCAUGGAGGAGGUGCUGCACCGGACCAUGUCCCGCAACGGCGGCAUGGGGGUGCCUGGACCCCGGCCGCCCAUUCCCCAGCCGCGAUGGGUCGGUCACUUUCACCACACGUCUGACUCAGAUUUUACCGACGAGUCCACGCCGUCCUUGGCGUCUUCCUCAGGAGGCUCUCGGCACCCCAGGGGGCCCUCGGAAGACGUGAGCCCCGACUCGGCAGUCGGCUCGGACAUUUACUCGAAAAACGGUGACAUGUGGCGGGAUGACAUCCUGCCGCACUGCAUCAUGGAGCGGCUGGUCUCCCUCCACGGGGGCUACUCACCCCUGGCGUAUCCGCCCUACCCGCUCGCCUCCCCCACCGCCGGACACUGCAACCUGUACGCGCGACCGGACGACGAGAGUGCUGUAUGAGCAGCGCAUAAACAAGUCCUUCCAAACGACUGAUUAGGAUACGAAAAUCAAAAGAGAUCGAGGACCAUGCUCUAUGCGUACUCGGUUCGGCCCGGCCCGCGGGAAAGUGACCGGAGGAAGAGAUAGGCGUGCGAAGGGAGAGAGACUACUAUACUUGCCUCCUGUGGUACUGCAAGUGCGAGUGAACCCUAUUAAUUUUGUACAUUGACCACACGCGUAACUAGUCGGACUGAUUUAUUGAAUUACUUCUCCUUUUAUUAUGUGUAAGGAGUGGCUAUUUUAACUACGGAGAUGUUUAUGAGACGGAAAUUCCCACUUGUUCUUUCCAAUGUACAUAAUCAACAUGUGAUGUAAAUUAGAGAAAAUAAAAGUUAAAUGAAACAUAA